Messenger RNA from Coniophora puteana RWD-64-598 SS2, 3095 nucleotides. Its product is annotated as 26S proteasome regulatory complex non-ATPase subcomplex Rpn1 subunit. The transcript has 12 exons. Gene Ontology annotation, molecular function: enzyme regulator activity. Gene Ontology annotation, cellular component: nucleus; proteasome regulatory particle, base subcomplex; proteasome storage granule. The record is from RefSeq and is a predicted model, not a curated record. Gene Ontology annotation, biological process: proteasome-mediated ubiquitin-dependent protein catabolic process; regulation of protein catabolic process. Bases 7 to 2907 code for a protein of 966 amino acids. NCBI's taxonomy places the organism in Eukaryota, Fungi, Basidiomycota, Agaricomycetes, Boletales, Coniophoraceae.
UACGCCAUGCCCGAACGCGCUGUAGCGGAGAUCGCAGUCCCUUCAAAGGACCCAAAAGACAAGAAGAAGGAAGAGGAGGAGAAGGCCAAGAAAGAGGGCAAGGACGGCGCGUCCAAGACAGUGAACGGGGACAAGACGCAGGAUGAGGAGGAGGAACUGUCUGAGGAGGAUCAGCAGCUCAAGGCAGAGCUUGACAUGCUCGUAGAAAGGCUCAAUGAAUCAAACACGGAACUGCAUCGUCCCGCACUCGAGAGUCUUCGAAGUCUCAUAAGAACGUCAACGUCGUCUAUGACAUCGGUCCCGAAACCUCUCAAGUUCCUCCACCCCCACUACCCCAGCCUACAGCUACUGUAUGAACAAUGGCCUCCAUCAGAAGACAAGUCUCUCUUCGCAGACAUCCUCUCCGUUCUCGCAAUGACGUACUCGGACACACAACCUCGGGGAUCUCUCCGAUAUCGCCUGCUCUCCACGUCCCUCCUCCCCGCAUCCUCCAAAGCCUCCGACCCUGGUUCCUGGGGCCAUGAAUAUGUUCGCCAUCUUGCUGCUGAGCUCGGUGAAGAAUACACCAUACGGUCAGAGGGUGAAGAUGCCGUACCUCCACCCGAAGCUGCGGAGAAGCCCGUGCAUAUUAAGGUCCCCGGCACUUUCGAAGACCUCAAGUUGCUCGCACUAGAAUGCGCGAGGUACUUUAUGCAUCACAACGCGGAGCCAGAUGCUGUCGACCUACUUGUCGAGCUGGAAAUGAUCAAUGACAUUGUUGAUCUAGUAGACGAGAACACGUAUGGUCGCGUGUGCAUUUACAUGAUUCGGUGUGUAAGCCUACUCCCACCACCAGACGAUCUUUCUUUCCUCCGCUCCGUACACGCCAUCUACCUGCGAUUCUCUAAAUUCCCCGAGGCACUCAGUCUCGCGAUCCGUCUGAAUGACGCGGACCUCAUCAGACAGGACUUUAACGCAUCCGGAAACCCUACGAUGAAGCGCCAGCUCGCUUUCCUUCUUGCUCGGGCGCAGAUACCUAUCGAGUGGCUCGUCCCACCAAAUGAAGACGGCGAUGGCGAAGAGGAAAUGCCGACCGAUCUCGUUGACUGUCUAAGCAACACCCACUUGAGCGAGCUGUUCAGGGAAUUUGGCAAAGAGCUUGAUGUCACGGACGCCCGUAGCCUGGAGGACGUUUACAAGAGUCACCUUGAGAAUACCCGUGCUGGAACGUCAGCCAACGUUGACUCCGCCAGGGCCAACCUCGCUGGUACCUUUGUUAACGCUUUCGUUAAUGCUGGAUUCGGAAAUGACAAGUUGAUGGUGGAGGCGGAGGAGGGUAACAGCUGGGUGUACAAGAACAAGGACCACGGUAUGCUGAGUGCUGCCGCAAGUUUGGGCGUCAGCUUGCUUUGGGACACCGAUGUCGGUCUCAGUCACGUCGACAAGUACACCUACUCAGCAGAAGAGUACAUCAAGGCCGGCGCCCUCUUUGCUACCGGUAUCCUUAACACUGGCGUUCGCACAGAAGCGGACGCUGCCCUCGCCCUACUCGGAGAAUACGUCGAAAAUAAGUCCGUUCCGCUCCGCACAAGCGCGAUCAUGGGCCUUGGUUUGGCGUAUGCAGGUUCACACCGGGAGGACCUUCUCCAGCUCCUUCUCCCUACCAUCGCUGAUGAUGGCGUGUCAAUGGAGAUUGCAUCGCUAAGUGCGCUGGCGCUGGGCUUCAUCUUCGUUGGAAGCGGAAACGGCGAGGUCACUAGCACGAUCCUUCAGACGCUAAUGGAGCGUGAUGACAAGAGCCUCGACGAGAAAUGGUCGCGAUACCUUGUGCUUGGGCUGGCUUUCUUGUUCGUUGGCCUUCAAGACGCCUCAGACGCAACCCUCGAGACGCUCAAAAUUAUCGAGCACCCUGUAUCAAAGCAGGCGCAGAUUCUCGUUGAGGUCUGUGCAUUCGCAGGUACAGGCAAUGUUCUUCGGGUGCAGUCGUUACUCCACUUCUGUGGUGAGCACCUUGAGACUGUCAAGGAGCGGGAAGAGGCCGAGAAGGACGCGAAGGAGAAAGAGGAGGAGAAGGAGAAUAGCAGCGACAAGAAAGAAGAAAAGGAGGAAAAGAAGCAAGAUGACCUUGGGCCUGCGUUCGCAGUCCUCGGUCUCGCUCUACUUGCGAUGGGCGAGGAAAUUGGCUCCGAAAUGUCGAUGCGACAAUUCAAUCACCUGAUGCACUACGGUGACCCUAUUAUACGCAAAUCCGUCCCCCUUGCCCUUGGUCUGCUCAGCAUAUCAAAUCCUCAACUUUCCGUCCUCGACACCCUUUCGAGAUACAGCCACGACAAUGAUCUCGCUGUCGCUCUCAACGCUAUCUUCGCGAUGGGUCUGGUCGGCGCUGGCACUAACAACGCACGACUUGCACAGAUGUUGCGCCAGCUUGCAGGGUACUACUACAAGGAACCAGACUGUCUGUUCACCGUUCGCAUUGCCCAGGGUCUCGUCCACAUGGGCAAGGGCACGAUCGGACUUAACCCCUUCUUUUCGGACCGGAAUAUCCUGAGUCGACCAGCAAUCGCUGGUUUAUUAGCCACAAUCAUGGCAUUCACGGACGCGAAAGCAUUUAUCCUGGACAAGUACCACUGGAUGCUGUACUUCCUCACGACGGCAAUGUACCCUCGCUUCCUCAUCACCCUCGACGAGGAGCUCAAGCCAAAGCCCGUAUCCGUGCGCGUCGGUCAGGCAGUGGAUGUGGUUGGCCAGGCCGGCAAGCCCCGUACGAUCUCGGGUUUCCAGACGCACACGACCCCCGUGCGGCUGGGCACGACGGAGCGCGCAGAACUUGCGACGGAGGAGUUUAUUCCCUUCUCGCACGCCCUCGAGGGUUUCGUCAUUCUGCAGAAGAACCCAGGUUGGGAGCAGGAGGAUACGAUGCAGGUAUAGAUGGCGAGGAUUGGGGCUGCGUGGCCCGCAUAAACCAGGGAAAUGUACGCUAUGUAGCUAGAGCUCCUCUCAUUAAUUCAGCAGCAGGCUUUCUCGUUAGUAUGCAUGCUGUUCCCGUAGACGUGUUCCAGGUUUGCUCGAGCGGUUUCUGCCUAACGCGUAGAUAGUAUCAUCGUAGUCUUCAGAAC